GGUAGUUAAAAUAACAGGUAUCUAAGGUUUGCCAAAGAUACAAGUGGCUAAUCAUUGAAAUAAAAAAAGUAGUAGAGGUAAGUAAUAUGUACUUGAAUAUUCGGUAAAAUGAUGAAGAUACAGUCUCAAUAGCAAGUUUUACUACUCGUAUUAUUUAUAAGCUUGUGAUUUUAUAUUUCUAAAUAGAAGUUUAUUGUUCGGCGUUCCGUCUACAUUUCAGCGAUUUUACAUCACUAUGAAUUCGUUAACAGUCGCUUUUAUAUUCAGCCUGUCGUUAGCUUUCGCACUGGAUGCUCCAUCAUCAACCCCUAAACCUUCAGAAAAAGAAGCCAAAGCUAUCCAAGAAUGCAACGCAACGAUUCCAGUGAAGAGAAAUCCUCGUGAAGUAAUCGAAAGAAACAUAACUGGUGGUCUCGAAGUCAAACUUGACCAAGACGAAAAAUGUUUUUUGAACUGCUACCUUCAAAAAGUUGGUUUUCUUGACCAAAAUAGCAACAUACGAAACGGUAAAAGAUUGGUCAACUUCACCAUCAGACAAGAUCCAAAAAUCUUGAACUACAGCGACGUCCUUAUCGCUCAAAUAUUCCAGAUUUCCAGAUCAACCAAAAGUAUCAAUGAAAAUUGCCAAAAAGCUUUCGUAAUUUAUCACCAAUUCGCUCAGGGUAUUUUCACAUCAGAACUGGCUUACAAUUUGCAGGCAGAUUUUCGCGUUAAAGAUAAAAUUGUUGAAGCCAUAGAAACAGGACGAAGAAUAGAUGAAAAUUUCGCACACCAAAUCGAAGAGUCAUUGACCAUUUACGAUAGUCUGACAAAAAUAUUAUCGUAUCUAGGAGAUAAUGCACAAUGAAUAAACCAGUUGAUUCAUAAGUUAUACCUAAUUACCCACCCACUUAUCGCAUGCAACAGAUAAAAUCAAAUCUUUUACAUCGAUCUCUGCUCGAAUUGUAAAUCUCAGAGUCAGUGUAAUUAAUUUAACUUAUUUCAUCCAUCAUAUUUUAAAAAUUGUAUAAUAAAGAGAUUAAGUCAA
This is a messenger RNA of Planococcus citri (citrus mealybug), 1027 nucleotides long. RefSeq lists its product as uncharacterized. The transcript has 7 exons. Gene Ontology annotation, molecular function: odorant binding. The coding region runs from base 236 to 847 and encodes 203 amino acids. The record is from RefSeq and is a predicted model, not a curated record. NCBI's taxonomy places the organism in Eukaryota, Metazoa, Arthropoda, Insecta, Hemiptera, Pseudococcidae.